Molecule: messenger RNA, 897 nt
Organism: Dovyalis caffra
Lineage: Eukaryota; Viridiplantae; Streptophyta; Magnoliopsida; Malpighiales; Salicaceae
Source: the annotation of a GenBank genome assembly
AUGGUCAUCACUCAUCGAUCACCACCCAAUCACCCACCACCCUCCUCCUCAUCCUACAAUUAUGUGGAGCACCCUAUCAUUGAGUGGAUUGCUGAAAUAAAUCCGCCAACAUCCCGAGUCGUAGUGAGGAUGGGUUAUGAUGCAUGGAGGAAAACUUCAUUGUUUGCCACCCCUUUUGAUUUUGACAAGGCAGAGUCCAUAAAGCCGAAAGGUCAUUGUGUAGCCGUGCGUGUGACGAGUGAGGAUCCGGGUGAUGGGUUUAAGCCUACAAGUGAAAAAGUACAACUUAGUUCUUACCCUAAGAUCCUCAUACAAGGUUAUGAAUACGAGGGAUACAAGCCUAAAUCUCAAGAGUACCAGAUUCGAAACACAUCUGGAACUAAGGGUGGUUCUAGUGCCUCCCCAGUGAUUGAUAGACAAGUUAGAGGAGUGGCCUUGAAUGCUGGGGGCAAUUCAUCAUCUUCAUCAGCCUUCUACUUACCUUUAGAGCGAGUUGUUAGGACAUUGACAUUUCUUCAGAAAUCCAGAGAUGCCUGUAAAAACAAAUGGGAAGCAGUUUCUAUACCUCGUGGCACACUUCAGCGCCACCGUUAUUUGUUAGAAGAUGACAACAUUAUUCCCCUUGCUCCCUGGUCCUUCAUUCUGUUUUCUCAAAUAAUUGCAACAUUUUGCCAUAAAGGAUUUGACGAGACACGUCGGCUUGGCCUUCAGAAUAAAACAGAGCAGCUGGUACGACAAGCCUCUGCCCUAGGUGAAACUGGAAUUCUCGUUGUUCACUCUGUGGUUCCAUGUGGGCCAGUUGAUGGGCAAUUGGAGCCAGGGGAUGCGCUUGUGCAUGUGAAUGGGGAAGCAAGUUAUGCCUUCAAUCACGUACCACCGAUUCCUGAUUCAUUGUAA